Messenger RNA from Laccaria bicolor S238N-H82, 1527 nucleotides. RefSeq names its product glutamate-rich WD repeat containing. Gene Ontology annotation, molecular function: protein binding. Lineage: Eukaryota; Fungi; Basidiomycota; Agaricomycetes; Agaricales; Hydnangiaceae. Bases 1 to 1527 code for a protein of 508 amino acids. The record is from RefSeq and is a predicted model, not a curated record. The transcript is spliced from 4 exons.
AUGUCAAAACGCGCAAACACCGAACUCUUGCCCCAAGAAAAGCGCGAUGGCCAGCCAUUCCAUAAAGUUUCUGAAAUUGGAAGCAGGCGGGAACAACCUAUACCAGACGAGAUGGGCGAAUUUGAAGAUGCUUGGGAGGACGAGAUCGAAAGUGAUGAAGAUGUUACAAAUGCGGAGGAUGGGGAAGGAGAAGAUGUUCUUCCCGCGAUUGAAGAGUCAGAGGAACCGCCUCCAGCUCCCCAAGUAUACAUCCAUGGCACACACGUACUGAAUAAAGACGAGAUACUGGAGCCUGAUGAUUCUGUCUAUAUCAUGCGCCAUACGAUGAACGUCAAUUGGCCCUGUCUUUCCUUCGAUGUUUUGCGAGAUAAUCUUGGCGAUGAACGUCAGCGAUAUCCUGCCACCGCUUACCUAGUGGCUGGAACGCAAGCCGACACUGCAAAAAAUAAUGAGGUCGUUGUCUACAAAUUAAGCUCAUUACAUCGAACCCAGAAGGAUGGCGAUGAUUCCGACUCUGAUAAUGACGACGACGACAACGAUGACCUGGACGAAAAUCCUAUCAUUGAACACCGAUCGAUUCCUCACCAAGGCGGCGUGAAUAGAAUCCGUGCCCAGCCUUUACCAGCAGCAGCCCCGCUUCCACUACCCUCGCAGCCUUACCAUGUUGCGACAUGGGCUGAGACAGGAAAAGUGCAUAUCUGGGACAUUCAGCCGCUCGUCGAGUCGCUUGAUGUACCGGGAACUUCAUUUGAUAAAUCUCGUGUUCACGCACCUGUAUUCACCAUUAACUCUCAUGGUCGAACGGAGGGUUUUGCCAUGGAUUGGGCUUCGUCAGGACCGUCAUCAUUGCGCUUAUUGACUGGUGACAUUCAUUCGAGAAUAUUCCUCGCCACGUCUACGCCGUCGGGGUUCAAUCCUCUCUCACAACCAUUUACGUCUCAUACGUCAAGUGUCGAAGAUAUCCAGUGGAGCCCUUCAGAGCCCACCGUCUUUGCUUCAUGUUCUGCAGAUCGGAGCGUGCAGAUUUGGGAUGUGCGUUCCAAGGGCCGUAAAAGCGUCGCUGGCAUUGCCUCAGCUCACGAAAGUGACGUUAAUGUCAUCAGUUGGAAUCGACUUACUACAUAUCUGCUGCUCAGUGGUGGCGACGAAGGAGGCAUCAAAGUCUGGGACUUGCGAAACGUGAAGAAAACAGGUUCCGUUGAUCCAGAUCCUUCACCUGUUGCAUCGUUUGCUUGGCACAAGGCCCCAAUCACCUCCAUCGAAUGGCACCCGACGGAAGACUCGAUUUUCGCUGCAUCAGGUGCGGACGAUCAGGUUACGCUUUGGGAUUUGGCCGUUGAACAGGACGCGGACGAGGCUGGUAUGGAUGAUACCCCAGAUGGCGGACAGGACGUUCCACCGCAGCUACUGUUUAUACACCAGGGGCAAAAGGAUGUGAAGGAAGUCCAUUGGCAUCCUCAAAUUCCAGGGACAGUGAUCAGUACAGCUCUAGAUGGCUUCAACAUUUUCAAAACAAUCUCUGUUUAA